AUGAUGACAGAGACAUAUUAUUAUCUCUCAAUGCUUGCGUGUAGGCAUGCCCUUUAUAUACUUGGCCUUAUCGCUUGCACGUUGGCCCUCAGAUGCUACGUAGGAGAAACAAAGAAUAAUGGAAAGCCGAAUAGUACACAAGUAUGUAUGUCGGCAAAGUAUUGCUUAAAGAAAACUCGGAAAUCUGGUAUAGACUCUAUACAUCUGUAUGGCUGCGACGACUUAAGUGACUGCCGUAGGAGCAUCUUGGAUAUCUUUGGCAUGACGAUCUUUGCGAAAGGUAGAGGCGGAGGUGGGAAAGGCGGAGGUGGGAAAGGCGGAGGAGGGAAAGGGAGAGGCGGAAAGGGCGGAAGGGGAAAGCGAGGAAGAAGAUCUAAGCGGCGUAGUCCUACAAAGAAAAGUUGCUUAACAAAGAACAAGGUCACCAAGUGCUGUUGCAAGAAAGAUUUGUGCAAUGGAUUGGAACAAGUUCCGGCAUUUGCUGCCUUGGUGACAUCUACUAUGUUCUUUCUUAACACUUAGUAGAGCCAGCAAAUAUGUUGGACACGACGAUGUUCACAUUUUGUUUAUAUCUGUAAACAAAAAAAGUUUGAAAUAAAUUUGUAUCAGA
Molecule: messenger RNA, 610 nt
Organism: Cylicocyclus nassatus
Lineage: Eukaryota; Metazoa; Nematoda; Chromadorea; Rhabditida; Strongylidae
Source: the annotation of a GenBank genome assembly